Sclerotinia borealis F-4128 is the source of this 1281-nucleotide messenger RNA. NCBI's taxonomy places the organism in Eukaryota, Fungi, Ascomycota, Leotiomycetes, Helotiales, Sclerotiniaceae. The record is from the annotation of a GenBank genome assembly.
AUGCAUUUUUCUCCACAGUCUUUUAUUGCCUCCGUGCUGAUGAUUUCUGCCGUUCAAGCAUAUCCAGGAGUUCAAGCAGAUUCCGUUGAUGUUGAUUUAGCUACGACAACAUCAGCAAUUACUUUGGAGACUUCUCCACCUUCAGAAGGAUUCCUUGACGAUGUAGGAUUGUUUAAAUUCUUUGCAAGGGCCGCGAAGAAGACAAAGACAAAAACUACAGCAAAAACGACUGCGAAAACAACGGAGGCUGCACCGACAACUCAAAAAACCACGGCUGUAGUGACCACGCCCACAACCACUUCGAUCAAGACUACCGAGACUCCAACCAUCACAUCUAUAUCAACAAAGCCCACAUCGACUUCAACGAGUUCGAUCUCGGUAGUGGUACCAAUUAGCACAAGUACUAGCUCCAAAUCUUUGAUUUUGAGCGCCAGCUCGGUUUCUGAAUCAACGAUUUCGAGUUUGACAUCUAAAGUCUCAUCUUUCAUUAUUUCUUCCACUUCUAGCUUAUCAGUAUCAUCUGGAUCUGUAUUAUCAGGAGUUGGAUCGAUUACCAGUAGUGGAUCUUUAUCUUCUCAGACUGGUACUAUCUCCACUAGUGGGACAAUUUCAUCGGGAACCGGCUCUAUCACCAGCGGUUCUCUCACGAGCAGUGGAUCAGUAUCGUCAGGAAUUAUCUCCGUCACCUCCAGCGGGUCCUUUUCAUCAGGAACAAGCUCAACCUCCAUUUCCGGCAGCGGAACCACAACUUCCUCCUCCCUCUCAUCGUCCACCGGCUCAAUCUCCUGCUCCGUUUCAAAUACCGUAACAGACAUAACCUCCUUUGUAUCCCCAGCAACCAACACCCUCAGAUCCGUCACCAAACUCUCCACCAUCUCAUAUUCUGCUUCUAUUAGUAAAAUCGUCAUUCCAACCGGAUACCGAGAUCCUAUCAUUAGCGUCGAGGCAGGAAAUGUGGCUUUCUAUAAAGCUGGUGUUGCGGGAUACUCGAGUCAAUUGAGUGCCUACAGUGCGGCAUCGACACAAACUAGUGGGAUGACUACGCUCGCUUCUUCUACGGGGUCGUUGUCUGGGUCUGGAAGUGUCUCGAGUGUCUCGAGUGUACCAAUUGGUUCUUCUUCGUCAAGCGUAUUGAGUGUGACGUCUAUUGAAGUUGCGGUUGCGAGCAGUGUUGCCACGGAGGUUUCUAGUAUUACUAGUGCGUCAUCUUCUUCGGGAAUGGAUGUUGCUUCGGGUAUUCUGGGGGGAAUUUCCUCGAUUCUUGAUAUUUUUCAAGGAUGA